AUGAUGCAAGCAUUCCUUAGAGCCGCUGAUGGAGCACGUGAGAACAUUGGGGUGGUGAAGGCGUAUUCAGAGCUGAUCCGCGAUUUGGCCUAUGACAUUGAAGAUAACCUAGAGGAGUUCAUGGUCUUCGUCAAGAACAAGAGCCUUAUGGAACAACUUCUCAGCUUGCGAGAGCGCCAUCGCAUUGCUGUCCAGAUACGCAGUCUCAAACUAAGAGUCCAGGAGGUGAGCCAAAGGAACAUGAGGUACAAUGCAAUCAAGCUCACACCAUCCACCUCCACUGAUGUGAUAGGUGACACAGAGUUUACCCGGAAUUUCACGGCUCUAAAUGUUGAGGAAUCCCAACUUGUUGGUUUGGAUGAGCCGGAGAAGAACAUAAUGGAAUUAAUAGGCAAACCGAGGGAAUCCAUGGAACGUAAAGGUCCAAGAGUGGUAUCCCUUGUUGGUAUGGGUGGCAUUGGCAAGACAACUCUCACGAAGAAGGUGUUUGAUAGCAAGGAUCUCAGUGACAUGUUCACCACCCGUGCUUGGAUCACAGUGUCACAGUCAUUUGACGAAAAGGAGAUUUUUAAGGAGAUGGUGAAGCAACUAUUUGGAGUUGAGUCAUUGAACAAGCUCUUAGAAGAUCAUCAAGGGCAACUGGUGCGAGAAGUACAUCUUGCUGACUACAUAUCCAAAAAGGCUUCAGGAAACAAGGUUACUUUCCAAUAUAGUGGUAAGGAUGAUAGUUGUGUGGUAGUGACUACAAGGAAUCAUAAAUUAGCUGAAUACUGUAGUCCCCCAUCACACAUCCACCAACCUGAAUUCCUGGGGAAAGAAGAGGCUAGAACCUUGUUUCUAAAAAAGACAAAGAGAAGUCUUGAUGACCUAGAGAAAGGUGACAAAACCAAAGGAAUAGUUGAAAAAAUACUGAACAAAUGUGGUGGACUCCCACUUGCCAUUCUGACAAUUGGAGCCCUACUUGCCAAUAAAGACACAGAGGAGUGGGAGAGUAUAUACAAGCAACUCCCCUCGGAUCUUGCAACUAAUCCAAGCCUUGAUGCUCUAAGGCGAGUGGUUAGCCUUAGUUACAGCCACUUGCCUUCGCAUCUAAAGCCUUGCUUUUUGCAUCUCAGUAUCUUUCCUGAAGAUUUGGAGAUUGAAAGAAAACACCUAGUGAAUAGGUGGGUAGCUGAAGGGUUGGUAGCAGAUGACACAACUACAAGAACCCUUGAAGAAGUUGCUGAAAGUUACUUCUAUGAGCUCAUCAGCCGGUGCAUGAUUCAACCAUCUAAGUUAGAUAAUAUGGGGAAGGUGAAAACAUGCAGAAUUCAUGACAUUGUGCAUGAUAUUGCGGUGUCAAUCUCUAAGCAGGAGAACUAUGCAUUCAUACAUGGAGAACACACCUCCAACAUAGCAACAAGAGUUGGUAUCCGGCAUCUGUCAUGUGUUGCUUGCAGGAAACUGAACAUUGCCAUGGAUUUAAGCUGUGUCCGGUCUUUAACUGUGUUCAGUGAGCCUCCGGAGCUAGCAUCCUUACUUUGCUCAUCCAAAUUCAAGAUGUUGAGGAUUCUGGAUUUAAAACAUGCUCAAUUUGCGGCAAGCCAACAAGAUAUAAAAUACAUAGGGUUGUUGCUACACUUGAAGUACUUGCAUUAUCCAAAGUCUCCAAAUAAUAUUUAUGCACUUCCAAAGUCUAUAGGUAAUCUGCAAGGUUUGCUGACUCUAGACUUACAAAAGUCAAAAGUUUCGACCCUACCAAUAGAAAUCACUAAGCUCCGUAACCUCCGCAGCCUUCGAUGCAGCAAGGUACGCUCUUAUGGUUGUUUCGAUACAGAUGAAUUCAAACCUGGGGAGUGGUUCAAGGAUGCCAUAGAUUAUUUAAAGUGUAAUGCUUUUGCAACUGCUGACCUGCACAUGGCCCUGUCUAGCUGCUGGUCUAAUUCAUCUGGCAUUAAGUUGCCUAGAGGAGUGAGAAAACUAAAAGAGCUACAGAUACUAGAGAGAGUGGAUAUCAAGCGAACAAGUCAGAAAGCAAUCAAGGAGCUAGGGGAACUAACUCAGCUGAGGAAGAUAGCUGUGAGAGGGAGAGGGGCCUCCAAGAAAAACUGCAGGGCAUUCUGUGAGGCUGCGCCGAAACUGUCCACCCUCCGUUCCCUCAAUGUGAGUACUAAGGAGUUCCGAAAAACAGCUGAGGUGCUUGAUAGGUUGGUUGCUUUUACAUCCCCUCUCCCCUCUCUUGAGCGUCUCAAAUUGAAGGGGCGUCUUCAGGAGAUACCUGGUUGGGUUGGUAAAUGUGAGAACUUGGUGAAUGUUGAAUUGAAAUAUUGUGAGCUCAAGGGAUUGGAGGCCUUAGCUGAACUGCCCAACCUGGUACAACUUCGUCUUAAAGAAGAUGCAUUCAAUGCAGAGAAUUUAGUGUUCCGCAAGCAUGGAUUCCCAAAGCUCAGGAUCUUACUCAUACUGUCUCAUACUGAAAUGGCACUGAGGGAGGUGACCUUUGAGCAGAGCACCUCGCCUAACAUGGAAACAAUACACAUCGGGAGAUGCAAUUUGACAACAGGGAUCAAUGGUAUCAACCAUCUUCCAAAACUCAAGAAGAUUUUUAUUAGGUUCUGUCGUUUGGGGAAGCAAGAUAUGCUACGGGAGGAAGUGGAGAAUCACACGAAUCACCCUGUGCUGCAAAUGUCUAAGGUUUACAAACCAUGGGAGAGCUGGCAGUCUUGA
Molecule: messenger RNA, 2706 nt
Organism: Miscanthus lutarioriparius
Lineage: Eukaryota; Viridiplantae; Streptophyta; Magnoliopsida; Poales; Poaceae
Source: the annotation of a GenBank genome assembly